Plectropomus leopardus (leopard coralgrouper) is the source of this 2062-nucleotide messenger RNA. Its product is annotated as endoplasmic reticulum-Golgi intermediate compartment protein 2-like. Lineage: Eukaryota; Metazoa; Chordata; Actinopteri; Perciformes; Serranidae. Gene Ontology annotation, biological process: endoplasmic reticulum to Golgi vesicle-mediated transport; retrograde vesicle-mediated transport, Golgi to endoplasmic reticulum. The record is from RefSeq and is a predicted model, not a curated record. Gene Ontology annotation, cellular component: COPII-coated ER to Golgi transport vesicle; endoplasmic reticulum; membrane.
AUUUUAUUUAUUUUUUUUAUCCUGUAACGCACCGGCAGUACCGUCAGAGGGCGCUAAGUCCAAACGGGAGCAGUUUUUAUAUCAGACACUGGGCAUCAAACCAACGACACCGUAGCUUGCCAACCCUUAUGUCCAUGUAGCUAACCUGGUACACAACACACCUGCCCAAAGUAACUUCGCGUUGAGGAAACUUCUUGUAUUUUCACUGUAGAAAGAAGCGCUUUAAUUGUGGACUGAGCUGAAGCUGUCAUGUGUAACGUCAGCACAGAGAAGAAGAUCCCUAAACAUUAACCGACUCUCAGAAACAACUGACGGUAACUAUCUGCUACAAACACACUUUAUGAGAGGGUCCAUGAGGCUAAAAUGAGGAGGCUGACCAGGAAAAAGGCUCUGACUCUGGUGAAAGAGUUGGACGCUUUUCCCAAAGUUCCCGAGAGCUAUGUGGAGUCCACAGCCAGCGGCGGGACAGUGUCUCUGAUAGCAUUCACUCUGAUGGCUGCCCUCGCCUUCCUGGAGUUCUUUGUGUACAGAGACACAUGGAUGAAGUACGAGUAUGAAGUGGACAAAGACUUCAGCAGUAAGCUGAGGAUAAAUGUUGACAUGACAGUGGCCAUGAGAUGCCAAUAUAUAGGUGCAGAUGUCCUGGAUCUGGCAGAGAACAUGGUUGCCUCUGAUGGCUUACAGUAUGAACCAGUCAACUUUGAGCUCUCCCCAGAGCAAAGAUUGUGGCACAUGACACUUCUGCACAUCCAGGAGCGUCUGAGAGUGGAGCAUGCUCUGCAGGACGUCCUCUUCAAGGCUGCAAUAAAAGGGGCUCCUCCUGCUCUGCCUCAGAGUGAGGGCAGUCCCACGACGCUCAAUGCCUGCAGGAUACACGGACACCUGUAUGUCAACAAAGUGGCCGGAAAUUUCCAUGUUACUGUUGGCAAGUCAAUCCCACAUCCCAGAGGCCACGCCCAUCUAGCUGCACUCGUCAGCCAUGACAGUUAUAAUUUCUCUCACCGGAUCGACCACCUGUCCUUUGGAGAGGUGAUUCCUGGGAUUAUCAGCCCUCUGGACGGCACAGAGAAAAUCUCUGCUGAAUCUAACCACAUGUUUCAGUACUUCAUCACCAUUGUGCCCACCAAACUAAACACCUACAAGGUCUCUGCAGAAACACAUCAGUACUCUGUCACUGAGCGGGAGCGAGUGAUAAACCAUGCUGCAGGCAGCCAUGGAGUGUCAGGGAUCUUUAUGAAGUACGAUAUCAGCUCACUGAUGGUCAAAGUCACCGAGCAGCACAUGCCUCUGUGGCAGUUUCUCGUCAGACUCUGUGGCAUCAUUGGAGGCAUUUUCUCCACGACAGGCAUGCUUCAUGGUGUGGUAGGAUUCUUGGUUGAUGUCUUUUGCUGCCGUUUCCACAUGGGAAUCUACAGACAUCUGAAGGAGGCUCCUCUGAAUGAGCAGCCAAACAGUGAAACCUCGGUUCCUACAGUAAAUGACGCUCAAUAAUGAGUCCCUGCUACUCAGCUGCAGCUGGCUGUGAGCUCACCAUCUCUGCCUAACGCACCAGACAGCAACCAGAUGCUGGGAUUAUGUUUACAAGUUGUUUUAUUAUGGAAUACGUCACUGCUUUGUUCAGAAAUGUGUAAAUAUUUGUGUAAUUUUUAAGAUUUUUAUUGGGUGGGUGUAAGAUUCAGACCUGACUGUUCAUCCACCUGUGAAGGAUGAUUAUCGAUACCUCCACUAACUAUCUGUCUCUUUCACUGGAAAGCUGUACUAGGAGGACUGAACAGCAGUCUAAACACUUAUUAUUAUGUUUUCAAAGAUCUGAGUUGUUAAAUAGACGGUGCCUGUUAGAAAUCCCACGUUACACCCACACAGGUCAUGGUUUUGUAGUUGUGAGUGAGCUUGAUUUUUGUGGCCUCGGGAAAGGAAAAACCUAUGUGGGUGUGCAGGGUGUCAAGGGGAACUGUGUUAAAAGACUUGAAGGGUUUUAAAUUGUUCCACAAGUGUGCCUCUGUGUAAAUCAUUGUUGCAAAUAUGAGGCUAAUUUGUUAAAUAAAAUCCACUUUCAAUUUGA